Pangasianodon hypophthalmus (striped catfish) is the source of this 2062-nucleotide messenger RNA. It is a transcript of the gene bnip1b, whose product is annotated as BCL2 interacting protein 1b. Bases 45 to 734 code for a protein of 229 amino acids. Gene Ontology annotation, cellular component: SNARE complex; endoplasmic reticulum. Gene Ontology annotation, biological process: retrograde vesicle-mediated transport, Golgi to endoplasmic reticulum. The record is from RefSeq and is a predicted model, not a curated record. The transcript is spliced from 6 exons. Gene Ontology annotation, molecular function: SNAP receptor activity. NCBI's taxonomy places the organism in Eukaryota, Metazoa, Chordata, Actinopteri, Siluriformes, Pangasiidae.
UUGAGUUUUUUUUGGACCUUUUCGCUCUACGUACCACAACAAAGAUGGCGUCGUCCUCUGACGUCUCCGUUCGAAUAUGUGUGCAAGAAAUUAUCAAAUAUGAUUUAGAGAUUAAAGCUCUCAUUCAGGAUAUACGGGAAUGUCGCGGUCCACACAGCGUGUUAAUGAAGCUGAACGCUGCAGUGAAGGAAAAAUCCAGGCACUUAAGACAGCGAAUUCAGGAUAUGGAACAAAUGGCUAAAGAACAAGAUAAAGAGACUGAUAAGAACAUUAUUAUGGCUGAAACAGAAAGUCAUCGCAAACAAAUGUUAAGUAACCAGACAGCAUGGAGGAAAGCCAACUUGGCCUGCAAGCUAGCCAUCGAUAACCUGGAAAAAGAUGAGCUACUACAUGGUGGGGACUCAUCAGUGAGGCAAAGGAAGGCCACCAAGGAGAGCCUGGCAGAGACGUCCAGUGACAUCACUGAGAGUUUGAUGAGCAUCAGCCGAAUGAUGGCCCAACAGGUCAAGCAAAGUGAGGAAACCAUUGGCACUCUGGUUACAUCAUCAAGGUCAGUACUGGAAACGAAUGAAGAGUUUAAAGCAAUGACAGCCACAAUCCACUUGGGACGGAAACUCAUCCUGAAAUACAAUCGGCGUGAACUCACAGACAAAUUGCUCAUCUUUCUUGCACUUGCUCUGUUUUUUGCCACUGUGCUCUACAUCCUGAAAAAGCGGCUCUUCCCUUUCAUUUAGAGCAAAAAAAAAAUCAAAUGUCUGCUUUACUAUAUGCAAAUACUUGAAUUGUUGGUACUGUUCUGGUGAUAGCGUUGGUGUGAAUGUAUGUGUGCCUGCAGCUGAAAUAUUACUGUUUUACUUAAAAUUUAAUCUGGAACUGGGAGGAAAGUGCAUUGCAGCUGCCAUUUGUACAACCAUUUGGGUUUAACAUGCGGUUUAAAUGAAUUAUAAUUAUAAUUUAUUACUCAGAACAUAUUUAGUACUGCGUUUGGCCAUUUUUAUUGACUUUAUGGAAAUGAAACAAUAUGACCACAUGGCAAAAGUUGUAAAAAUUUUGAAAGUAGGAAUUCAAUGGGAAGUUCCAGGGGAUGUAUGAAGUAAUGGCAUAGGGUAUGCAGUUAAUUGCAUAGUGUGACAUUUUCUUUAUAGAAAUUUAUUUUUGGCACAAGUAUGUUUAGUUGAAAGCAUCUUGAUUAAUACACUGAAGCUUUCUUUCACCAUACCUUUAAACCAGUGUACAUAAGUGCCUUCUCUUGCUAUAUUUGAAAGUGUAAAAACUAUUUAUUUGCUAUUUCAAGGUCUUUACAGCCUUUAGAAGCCAUAUUUUUAAGCCAUUUUUAAACUGUUUACAGUUUUCUACAGUGUUGAUUCUGCCUAACUUUGAAAGGAAGUGGGAAGAAACAUACUUGAGGUGUAAUUGCACUGCAUUAUGCCUGUUUGUUUUCUUAGUAAUUCUGGCAGUAUUUAUUAAAGUGGUGCUAUUAGUAUCUCAUAAUGUUCUUCAGAGUCAGACCACUGGAUGGUGCUGUAGCAUUUUUCCAUUUAGCACGAACAACUACUUUGUCAAGUACAUAUCAGCUUUAUUUCUCUGAACAUGAAGAAAUAGUAGAAAACAGGUUCCCAACCCUGGUCCUGGAGUACCCCUGUCCUGUACAUUUUAGCAUUUUUCCUGCUCUAACACACCCACUUCAACUCAGGAAGGACUGGCAAUUAGCUGAUUAGUUGAACCAGGUGUGUAGGACAAGGGGAACGUCAGGACCAGGGUUUGGAACUUCUGUAGUAUUAGACUGCUCAUGUUGUGAUUGACAGUGUCAUGCAUAUCAUUUCUGGUUGUGAGCUAAAAUUCAAAACCUUCUCAGCAACUGUAUUACUGCUCAGAAAUGCUUUUCAGCAUGGUCACUGAUUCCCUCAGUGUCCUCAAUCGCGUCUCUGUGACAUUCAGUGACCUUGUAUUCAGGUAUAGUUUGUUGCAGAUUACUCUACUGUGAUAAAGUUACCUUAGUUUACAUCUUUAAUUCAUUUCCAGUGACCUCAUGACUGUUUAAUAAACAUGAACUAUUUAAAAA